UCUCCGCGAGAUGAGUUUCUCCAGUCGUGCAUCCUCUGAGGAUAUGAGUGAUGAGCUCGAGACAUUGGGGUGGUACCACUAUGAUCUGUCCCGUCAUGCCGCUGAGGCUCUCCUCUUGUCCAAUGGAAUCGAUGGAAGCUACCUCCUGAGAAACAGUAAUGAAGGCCCCGGCUAUUUUGCCUUGUCUGUCAGGGCAAGGGAGUCGGUCAAGCAUUAACACGUGACACGCAGAGACCACGCCUAUGUGUUUGGGUUUAACACAUUUGCAACUCUUCAGGACUUUAUCAGCCACUUCGCCAAUAAGCCCCUGGUGGGAAGUGAAACAGGAACUCUCAUUGUCCUGAAGUGUCCGUACCCGUGGAGAGUGGAAGAGCCAUCCAUCUACGAGUCUGUGCGGGUUCACACAGCUCUGCAGACGGGGCGCACAGAAAACGACCUUGUAGCAACUGCACCCGCGCUCGGUACAAAAGAAGGAUACCUAUUGAAACAAGGGGCUAUUGUGAAGAACUGGAAGCAAAGAUGGUUCACACUAAGCAGAUACGAACUGAAAUACUUCAAAGACCAAAUGAAUGAGGAUCCAAUUCGGACCCUAGACCUGAAAGCGUGCUCUGCAGUUCAGUUUGACUACUCUCAGCAAAGAAUCAACUGUUUCUGUCUGGUGUUUCCUGAGAGGACGUUUUAUCUCUGCGCAAAGACUGGUGUCGAGGCAGAUGAGUGGAUCAAGAUCCUCAGAUGGAAAUUGUCACAGGCACAGAAAGGUCAAUGACACAACCGACUGAAAACACGUCACUGCUCUGCACUGAAGAACACUCAGAAAUGAAGAGUUCCCUGAUUAUUCUGACUAUAAAACAAGUCUGCAAUCACGUUUCAACCAGGUGACUAACUUGACGACAAACACCAGAAGCUGCCACGAGCCUGAACUAUGGUAGGCCAAAGUGAUCACAGAUAUAAAAUUACAGUUCAUAGGCACUUCGGUUUGCUGAAAGGAAGCCCUGAGGGCCUUGAAUCGAUCGCAACUGGACUGUUCGGGUUCUUAGAAGACGUUUCACCUCUCAUCCGAGCAGCCUUCAUCAGUUCAUGCUCAAUGACUAGAUAGGAGAGCUCUAGUCUGAGGAGUUGGUGCAGGAUCCAAAGUAUUGAUCCUCUAAAGGAGGAGGCUCUUUCACGGUGUCAAAUGACAGUUGUUAAAAUACAAUCUAGUGGGGUCUGUUCCAGCCAACAACAGUCGAUAGCAUUCCAUUCGACUGCUUUUAUCAUAUGAAGAAUAAUGUCAGUAGUGAAUUAGUGUAUAUUAAAUACAGGAAGUGAACAAAUGUAUUAGGAAUUGAUGUGAAAGGAGAGGGGGUAGGAUUAAAUAAGCUUAGCUUUUUCACACCCCUUUUCGGAAAUGUGGAAUUGUGAAUUGUAACAUGAAGCAUUUCAAUGUAAACUGUGUGCAUGUUUGAAAUAAAUUAAACCAUAAACCAGUCCAGAUGUAAAGAUGGUCAUGGACCCGUCAGAAACCAAAGUGGCUAUACCUUGGUUAUUUGUUAGAGGCGAAGUGAUUUCAUGUUUCAGCAAGGGAUGAAGCGGCAGCAUUGUGUGUGGGGGAGAGAAACCAUCUGUGAACGGAGGGGGAGGACUUUGACACAACUAUUUUACAAAAAGUACAGCAAGGCAUUCUGGGAGCCAGUGUCACUCAGAUCGCUGGUAGUGCUUGUGACUUCCCAGCAUGCUUUGCAGCUCUUGUUUUGUAAAAAGUUGCUAAAAUUAUGUGUUUACACUUUGUUGUUUAUUGUCAGGAAAAUAUAGUUUGCUAUUGCUCUACUGCAUAAAAUGUGUCCAUUCCCUUAGAUUUUUCUGAUACAGUAAUCCUUCACCACUUUGCGGUUUGAACAUUGCUCCCUCACUCAA
Molecule: messenger RNA, 1893 nt
Organism: Dunckerocampus dactyliophorus (ringed pipefish)
Lineage: Eukaryota; Metazoa; Chordata; Actinopteri; Syngnathiformes; Syngnathidae
Gene: dapp1
Product: dual adaptor of phosphotyrosine and 3-phosphoinositides
Exons: 9
Source: RefSeq, a predicted model, not a curated record